GGGGGCGGGGUCAUAAUCACACUAUAUUCGGCACAACGUGUUGGGAAACAGGCUGACAUUACCCCAGGACUCGGAUUCUGGUUGUCAAUUCCAAUAGGCUUGGGUUAUUAUGCCGAGAUGAUGACAUCUGGUUGGCGGAACUAGACAUAGGCUAAGCUUCUAUAGGCUGCGCACCCUGCGUUAGGAGUCUGAUUAAACAAUAUGGGAGCAUGUACUUCGAAGUAUAUAACCGGCAGUUCUGCUAUUCGCCUGAAGGAGCCCGGGGAAGAUACCACCUGAAGUCUAGAGUUUGGUACGGCUUUAGAUGCACUUCCGACAUUCACCUCGGGAAUAAACUGGAUUGGAUAAUUAACACAGCUUAGCCGGAGGCGUUUGCGCAAGUCUUUCUGAUCCUACAACGCCCAAGAGGCUAAUCAAGCAUAGCGGAUAACCAUUGACGAUGACUUCAAAUCCAAAUUGGGGCGAGACAACAUCCGGGUUGGAAGUUGCGAAAGUCUUCGCAGACCAGGUCAAGGGUCGAAAUGUCCUCAUUACCGGUGUAUCCCCUGACGGGGUGGGCAGCGGCACCGCCCUCGCAUUUGCCUCACAGAACCCCUCAACUCUAAUCCUCGCCUCCCGAACCAAAUCGAAGAUGGACCAAGUCGUCUCGGAAAUCCACUCCCACUAUCCCGACGUGAACGUGCAAAUAGUUCUCCUGGACUUAGCCUCACAGUCUUCCAUCCGCAAAGCCGCCUCCGAAGUCGCCAACCUAGUCUCUAAGCUCCACCUCCUCAUCAACAACGCCGGCGUCGCGCCCGCCGUCCGCAAGAAGACGGAAGAGGGAAUCGAGCUCCAAUUCGGCGCUAACCACGUGGGGCACUUUCUCCUCACCAAACUCUUGCUACCGCUCCUCGAGGCUGCAGCGUCGACGGAGGGGAAUCCGAAGGGGAGUACGCGCAUUGUCAAUUUGUCGAGCCAGGCACAUUGGCUGUCGCCGUUUCGGUUCCACGAUUACAAUAUCGAGAAUAAGGAAGUUCCCGACGAGGAAAAGCCGGCCGCGCCCAUGCCGCGCGUGUUUGCCGAGGUGUUGGACGAUGGGUAUAUGCCGACGGUGGCGUAUGCGCAGAGCAAGACAGCCAAUGUGCUGUUUAGUGUGUAUUUGCAGAAGUAUUUGCAGGGGAGGGGGAUUGAGGCGUUUGCGGUGCAUCCUGGUGGCGUCACUACGAAUUUGGGACGAGAGCAGCAGGACGAGUAUAACCAGGAGAUUUUGAAGACAUCGAAUUAUUGGAAGAAUAUCGACGAAGGUGCUUCGGCCACACUGGUUGCUGCAUUGGAUCCAGCUCUCAAUGACGCCGAUGGUGUCUACUUGUUGGACUGUCAAUUUGCAGAGGCCGCUCCUUGGGCGACGGAUCCGGUUGCAGCUGAGAAGCUAUGGAGGUUGAGUGAGGAUCUCAUCGGGGAUGACUUCGAGAUAGACUAGAGGAAUUUUCUGCGGAGGAUUGUGGGGGUCGUAGGUAAGGUCCUCUUGCUGUAGUCUGUGGGUUCUAUUCUUGAAACCACUACAAUUAAACCAAUCAAAAUAAAGUGCUGU
Molecule: messenger RNA, 1570 nt
Organism: Pseudomassariella vexata
Lineage: Eukaryota; Fungi; Ascomycota; Sordariomycetes; Amphisphaeriales; Pseudomassariaceae
Exons: 4
Coding region: 440-1459 (339 amino acids)
Source: RefSeq, a predicted model, not a curated record